Messenger RNA from Rhinichthys klamathensis goyatoka, 2314 nucleotides. It is a transcript of the gene wdr76, whose product is annotated as WD repeat domain 76. Gene Ontology annotation, cellular component: nucleus. Gene Ontology annotation, biological process: regulation of DNA damage checkpoint. The transcript is spliced from 15 exons. Gene Ontology annotation, molecular function: protein binding; DNA binding. The record is from RefSeq and is a predicted model, not a curated record. The coding region runs from base 105 to 1784 and encodes 559 amino acids. Lineage: Eukaryota; Metazoa; Chordata; Actinopteri; Cypriniformes; Leuciscidae.
AGGGGCGGGGGCAGUUACAAAACCGGUCAGUAAGUAACGCGGGAGUUUUCAUAACAGCAGCGUGAUUCAAAGGAAGUGUGUUGAAUAACUUCACCUGCAUAGACAUGGAUGCAGAUAAAAGUGAAAUAAGUUUAAAGACGAUGCAACGUUUACAGGAGAGGACACCGUCUCAGAACCCUGGAAUGGACGAACCAGUACGCCGGACUUCCCGCCGAAUCAGAGAGAGAAAAAAACAAGAAAAGAAACAAAUUUUAUCCCCAAAAUGUCUAACAUUUAGGUCUAAGGUGAAAAACACCAGAAAGGGAGUCAAGAGAAAGAAAAAUGACAUUGAGGAGGAAGAAAAUGUUCAAGAGACACAAGCAGACAAUGACACAGAAUUUCUUCCAGGUUAUCGUGAGGGUUUGUCUGAAUAUGAGCUGGAGCGACUGGAGAAUAUCCGACAGAACCAGGCCUUCCUCAAUUCCCUGAAGUUGACGCAGAUUUCUGAAGCUCUGAGACCCAAGCCAAAACCUACUCUGAAAGGCCUGAAAAAGGAAAAGACAGAAACAGAGAUGUUCCCUGUUCGCAAGUCACUGCGAUUACAGAAUAAGGGUCCUCAAACAGCUGUUACUCUAGAAAUGACCCCUUCUACAGCCAAAGAGCCUGAAAAAAUAGUUAAAAAAGCCCAUGGACCAAUACCACUGGAUCCAAUCAACCUGGAGGAAUAUGUCAGGAUACCUGAAGAUCUAAUAAAUCUCUGGAAUGAGGUCCCAUUAAAACGAGAUACAGAAACAUUGGAUUUGAAAUCGUACCAAGAAGUGCUGCAGAAAUUAUCCAUUGAUGAAGGUUGUGUGGUGAAAGUUGUGAAAGGUCGGGUCUGUUCAGCAGCUUUUCACCCCUCCGCUUCUAACUUGCUCAUGGCAGCAGGAGACAAGUUCGGCCACCUGGGACUCUGGAAGCCAGAUGCUAAAUGGGGCGAUGAUGGUGUACUCUGCUUUGAACCCCACUCUCGUGCAAUUACCAGCAUGGCCUUUUCAUCUCACCCUUGCAACCUCAUCACAGUCAGCUAUGAUGGCUCUGCACGCAGCAUGGACCUGGAAAAGGCUGUGUUUGAUGAGGUGUAUCGCUCAACCUCUGGCCUGAAAAGUUUUGACUUUUUGUCAAAGGACUGCUCCACUUUACUAUUCGGUGAAUGGAAUGGAGAUGUUGCUGUUGUUGACCGUAGAACUCCUGGGGUAUAUGAAUCUUUGCAUACCAUGGCUGAAAAACCUAUACGCUGUGUUCAUGUCCAUCCUGUGCAACAGCAUUACUUUGUAGUGGCAGAGAGCAGUUUUGUGAACAUAUAUGACUUGCGUCAUCUAAAACGAAGGAACAGUCUAGCAGUCUGUGAACUCAACGGUCACAGUCGCAGCGUCUCCAGUGCCUUUUUCUCCCCACACACAGGCAACAGAGUUCUGACCACCUGCAUGGACAACGAGAUCAGGGUAUUCAACACUUCCCAAAUGGAUUGCAAUACUCCUGUAAUAAAAUCAAUUAUGCACAACAUGCAUACAGGUCGGUGGUUGUCCAAACUGAGUGCAGUAUGGGACCCCAAGCAGCAAGAAUGUUUCGUGAUUGGCAGCGUGGACAGGCCUCGCCAAAUUCAGGUAUAUCACGAGAGUGGUCGUGUCCUUCACACUUUUCGCAACAUGGACCACCUGACCACAGUGUGCUCCAUCACAGCAUUCCACCCAAGCAGGAACACUCUACUUGGAGGCAAUUCAAGUGGGAAACUGCACAUCUUUACCGACUGUUUCAUCAACUAGGAGAAAUACAUUUAUUUACCUGUUUAUUGAAUUGAUUGUGUUGGUUUUCUGCUUCCCUCUUCUUCUUUUUUAAUACGCACAACAUAGCACUUACUUGUACUGUUGUUUUAUAUAAAAUACGUUGUUGGUUUUCGUUCUUGUAACAUUAAACAUGUAAUAUUAAAGAAGAGGAUAUAAAGACUAAUAAUCUGUCAUAUUUUUUCUUUACCUGUAUUUUCUUAUGAACAUGCUAAUCUUGAAAUCAAAUGCAAAGAAAGUUUAUAGUUUUGGUUUUCUGCUUCCUUUUUUUUUUUCACACAACAUAGCACUUGCUUUUACUGUUGUUUUAUAUAAGAUGUUGUUUGUUUUCGUUCUUAUAACAUUUAACAUGUAAUAUUAAAGAAGAGGAUAUAAAGACUUGAAUACUCUGUCAUCUUUUUUCUUUACCUGUAUUUUCUUAUGAACAUGCUCAUCCUGAAUUCAAAUGCAAAGAAAGUUUAUGGUUCCCUUUUUUUUUUUUACACACACCAUAGCACUUGCUUGUAUUGUUG